Molecule: messenger RNA, 4496 nt
Organism: Leptidea sinapis
Lineage: Eukaryota; Metazoa; Arthropoda; Insecta; Lepidoptera; Pieridae
Gene: Ubqn
Product: ubiquilin-1
Exons: 11
Coding region: 76-1641 (521 amino acids)
Biological process (GO): ubiquitin-dependent protein catabolic process
Cellular component (GO): cytosol
Molecular function (GO): polyubiquitin modification-dependent protein binding
Source: RefSeq, a predicted model, not a curated record
UCCAAACGUCAAAUAAAAUUUCAGUAUACAAUUUUGCUGUUCCGCCAAAGUACAUAGUCAUCACCAUUUGAUAAAAUGGCAGAAGCCCAAGAAGAACCAAAAAAGAUUACGAUCAACGUAAAAACACCUAAAGAAAAACAACAGGUUGAAAUAGAGGAAGAUGCAGAUAUCAAAAAACUUAAGGAAAUUCUAUCAACUAAGUUCAAUGCGGAACCUGAACAAUUAUGUCUCAUCUUUGCUGGCAAAAUCAUGAAUGAGCAUGACACUCUAAAGCAACAUAAUAUCAAGGAUGGAUUGACAGUUCAUCUUGUUAUCAAGACUCCACCGAGACCAGAACCCGAAGGCGCUACUCGACGUCCUCCAGCCGAUGUAAGUGCAACUCCAUUUGGUUUGAACUCUCUUGGCGGUCUGGCAGGCAUGGAAAGCCUCGGUCUCGGUCAAAGUACCUUUAUGGAUUUACAGGCACGAAUGCAACAAGAGCUCCUGUCCAAUCCAGAUAUGUUGAGACAGGUGUUAGAUAAUCCACUGGUUCAACAGAUGAUGAAUGAUCCAGAAAAUAUGAGAAGUCUUAUAACAUCAAAUCCACAAAUGCAAGAUCUUAUGUCUCGCAACCCAGAAAUAAGUCACAUGUUAAACAAUCCUGAUCUUCUCCGUCAAACAAUGGAAUUGGCAAGAAAUCCAGCAAUGUUGCAAGAGUUGAUGAGGUCCCAUGAUAGAGCUCUUUCUAAUCUUGAGAGUAUACCAGGUGGGUAUAAUGCAUUACAGCGGAUGUAUCGCGAUAUUCAAGAGCCAAUGUUGAAUGUGGCAAGCAGUAUGGCAGGGAAUCCUUUCUCUGGUCUAGUUGACAACUCAGAUGGUACAAACCCACAACAGGGUGCUGAAAACCGUCAGCCAUUGCCAAAUCCCUGGCAGCGAGGCGGAGGUGGUGGUGGUGCAGCCCCAGGAUCUGGCACCACUGGCAGCACAGCCCCCGGUGUGCUAAACACUCCAGGAAUGCAAUCAUUACUACAACAAAUGUCUGAGAAUCCACGGCUCAUCCAGUCUAUGCUGUCUGCUCCGUACACAAAUAAUAUGUUGCAAGCUUUUGCUGCAGACCCAGAUAUAGCAGCACAGCUUAUCAAUCAGAAUCCAAUGUUUGCAAACAACCCACAGCUUCAGGAACAAAUUCGUGCCAUGAUACCACAGAUGUUGAAUCAAUUACAAAAUCCUGAAAUGCAGCAGAUGAUGUCGAAUCCACAGGCGCUGAACGCGUUGCUUCAGAUCCAACAAGGCAUGGAGCAGCUCCGGUCGGCGGCGCCCUCGCUCGUCAACAACCUCGGCUUCGGCGCGGCCGCCGCCCCGGCGCAGCCGCCCGCGACCCCCGCGCCCCCCGCGCAGGGCAACCCGCAGACCAACCCUCGACAACAACAGAAUACGGAACUCUUCACACAGUUUAUGCAACGGAUGGUUGCAGCCAUGGCAAAUGAUCAUAACAACACCAACCAACCUCCAGAGCAACGCUACUCACAACAACUGGAACAGCUUGCUGCUAUGGGAUUUCUCAACCGGGAUGCCAAUCUGCAAGCGUUAAUUGCAACAUUUGGAGAUGUUAAUGCUGCAGUGGAAAGGCUACUUGCACUCGGACAACUGUCAAUGAGCUAACAUACUCGCGUAUAAGUCUAAUGAUACAAUUCAAAUGCCACAGUUUUGAGAUACUAUUUAUACACAAUUAUUCUUCAGAGGCCAGUCUGCUGUUCUUAUUAUUGCCAUAUACAACCGGAAUUGUCGCAGUUUUAGUUUUACCGGCUUUUAUAAAUGAAUAGUAUUGAUGACAAUGGUAGAGUUUAAGGUUGGUCAGUCCGAAGACAGGCACUGAGGAAUUUUUUAUUAUAUUUGGAUGUAAAGUGGAAAAUAAUCAGAAUAAUUUAAAUGGUCCUUUAAAUUAUCUGCAAUAACAAACAGAAGGUCCACUAUAAUAUGUAUAUAUAAAGGGCAAAGAUGGCUUUGGAAAUUUUAUUCCGCGGUUUUGGUUUCUAGGUGGUGGGUAUCAAAAGCUAUAUAUACUUUUAACUAGGCAUGCAUACCCGGGCAAGUGAUAUGCGGGUUUUGAGUGGGUCGUCACUAGUUUAAUUUUACCAACCACCUGUAACCAGACAACUUUCGAAUACGGAAGGGUUCCAUAGUUCUCCCUAUAACGUACUAAUUCCCUAUAAUGAAUAAUAGCUAUUGGCAUUUUAGAAAGAAAGUUCUGUAGUUGCAGAAUAAUAUUUUAUUGCUAACUUAUUUAAUUUAAGUUUAUUGUAAACUUAUUUAGCCAUCAUUAUAAUGCAAUGUACAGUUUCUAUGUAAUAAGGGUCAAUUUCUGCUUUUCGUUUUUUAUAAUACUAGGUACUAUUCAUUCAGAUAAUUAUUAAAUAGCUGUUAAUUUUUUCAGUGCCAGUAUAUUCAGAAUCAUGGUCCAAUUGCAACCCCCCACUUUUAGGAUGUAGUUGUUUUACAUCCCGUAUAAGAUUUGGAUGUUAGAGAUUUUCGAUUAUGGUAAAUAUGUUUGCAAUAAUUGUUAUUAUAUAAUAAUAAUUCAUAAAAUAUUUUCAUAUGGUGCAGAAAGAUUGCAUUAUAAACUGCUUGUCAGGAUAUUGUGUCUAACUAAAGUGUGCAUUUGAAAGUGGACCUUCUGUGAUAAUUUGUUUUUCCUUCAUCAAUAAUAUUUUUAUCUCAAAUCUGUGGCCAAAGUCGAAAUCGGCUAUAAAGUAUGUGAAUUGAUAAAUAUAUGUCAAUCUUACAGCUAAAUAUAAUUACUAUCUAUCAUUAAAUUUAUUAUCCAUUCCUCUUCGUUUUAGUUGAUAGAAUUUAUUUCUUAUAUAGAAAUAAAUUUACUCAAGUGUAAAAUUUAUUUCAUAUGUAAAGAUGUAAUACUUUUGUUUGCACUUGUUUGUUUAUACUUUUUAUCUUCAAUUAUUGUAGCGAAUGGUGUACAUAGAUGCUUAAAGGUGAAAUGGGAAGGCCACAGAAUGUAUUGAGCUUUACAUUUUUGUGUUUGUACAGUAUUUUGUAUUAGCUGCUUAAAAAUUCUUAUAAAGUAUGCACAUAAAAAUUUGAACCAAACUUCGGGCAUUAAAAUCUGAAUUAUUGGUAUUGAGUAAGACAGUUCCCACCAAAGUCAAUGGCCUCUCCAAAUAUGGUGGCAGUUAAGAAUUCGCGCAUACUAUAAUAUACUGCAAUAUAAUAAUAAAAUUAAUAUAUUAAAUAUAUUUCAAAUAACCAACCCUUACUGUUGGUGUUAUGAGUCUCUGUUUGAAGUGAACAAAGUUUGGCUAGAACUGUAUUUCACAAAUAAAUGCAUUUUUCACACCUAAUUUUAUUUUAUAAUAUUUGUUACGACAUACUAUAUCUCGAGUUUAGUUUGCACUAAUAGAAAAUGCUACAAACGUUGUGACUGCAAAUAAUGUUGUAUAAUAAGUUUUAGAUUUCCUAAUUACUAAAAGUUAAUGCAGUAUUACCCCUAUAACGCGGUACGCUUAUAACGGUUUGCCAUAUCACGCGAUUUCAAAGGCUAAUAACACGGGCAUAUCGCAUAUAACGCGGGGAUUUCCCACAUACAUAUUUCUGUAUUGUGAAAUUUAUAACGAUUUGUACAGUUAAUAAUUAGCUUGGUGUACCUUUGCACGUGUGUCAAUUGUGUUAUUACAAAAAAAAGUUAUUUUAUUAAAUUUGUGCAUUAAAACCUGAAUAAAAUGGUAAAACUAGGCAAACAAACUGGAAAUACUUGUUGCAAAUUGUGAUUAAUUAUUAUGACGAAUUACGAGGUAGUUAAAACGCGUUAUAAGAGGACGUAUCUUUUCCUAUAACGCUGUAGAGUCGUUCCGCGUUAUAGGGAGAUUGUCUGUAUAUAAUUUUUAUAUUCAAUUAAUACAAAUGGUUGUAUUGAUGGUGGGUAUUUGAUAAGCUUAUUAAGGAUUCGAAAUUGUAUGGUUGUAUUGUAUAUACUAUCCGCCAACGCUGGUAUCUUGAGCAGUAACUAUGGUAGUGCCCACUUAUGUAGUGACGCGCCGUGUUGCUGUCUAUCGUAACCAUUAUUUAGGCAUACCUUAGUGUUGGCGCGAGUAUGAUGGCCACUUUCGCUUUUGUCUACUUUUGGUGGUAGUGUUUUAAUAAAACUGUGUGCUUUAAUUUAUAUUCUUAUAAUUCAUAAGUUGUUAAAAAAAAUAUCCGAAGCGUUUAUUGGAUUUUUUGUCGGUUGACCAGAAUUAUAUUCUAUGACGGCUUGAGUUUUCACUUUAAAAAGUUUCAAUAUCAAGCUAAGGUGAUACUGUCAUUGUAUGUUUAAAUUUUUGUGGUGAAGCAUUUUGGUAUUCUUAUUGGAAUAAAACUUCAUUUAAACAGUUUGUAUUGUUGAUUUUAAUGUAUUGAUAUAAUAAUACAUAAUUAAUUAUUAUACUUAUAAUUAUUAUAAUCUUAAUCGUCGACAAUUUUGUUUUGAGUGGCUGGUCUGUGACAGAAUACAAUUACAAAUACAA